Candida tropicalis MYA-3404 is the source of this 609-nucleotide messenger RNA. RefSeq names its product Rhd3p (gene RHD3). The transcript has a single exon. Bases 1 to 609 code for a protein of 202 amino acids. The record is from RefSeq and is a predicted model, not a curated record. Lineage: Eukaryota; Fungi; Ascomycota; Pichiomycetes; Serinales; Debaryomycetaceae.
AUGAAAUUCUUAUCUAUUUUACCACUUGCUUCUGUUGCUUUAGCUUCCAUCUCCAACAUUACUUUAUAUGUCAAAUCUGACAACACUGAAGUUAACAACUUGGGUGUUUCUUCAAUUCAUGAAGGUGCUGCCAUCAAUUAUCUUUUCUUAGGUACCAAUGGUCAAGAAUUACAAUAUGAUUCUGAUGCCAAAAACAUUUAUUUAAUGUUACAAACAGCUUCUAUGGAUGUCCCAAUUAAUUUCACUGUUUCUGGAGGUAUUUAUCAAUUAUCUCCAGGUGGUUCAACUCCAGUUGAAAUUAGUGAUGAUGGUGAACUUAAAUUUGAUGGUGAUGUUUAUGCUGCCAAGAAUAUUAAUGAUCCAUAUAGUUAUUCAGAAAGAUCUUUCUUUUUAAUUGAUCAUGAAACUGAUGGAUCUAUCCCAAUUAAACUUUAUGCUAAAUUUGGUGAUGAUGAUGAAACUGAAGAAGAAGAACCAGAACAACAAGAAACUACAUCUACUACUUCUAGUAACAGUACAUUGAGCAUUUCUUCAUAUGAAGGUGCUGCUGCUAAAGUUACCUACGGUGUUGCUGGUAUGAUUGCCGUUGCUGCUGGUUUGAUUUUCUAA